Molecule: messenger RNA, 473 nt
Organism: Acanthoscelides obtectus
Lineage: Eukaryota; Metazoa; Arthropoda; Insecta; Coleoptera; Chrysomelidae
Source: the annotation of a GenBank genome assembly
CAACAGGAAGUAUAAAAAUGACAGGAACACAAAGCGGAUAUGUGGAUCUGCAUCAUUUGAUAAUUAGCCUCUAAACCUAGAGUUGUAUAUUGGUUUUGCAACGAUGAAUUCUAUUAUAAUCUCAAAAUAUGUGAUUAUAGCUUUAGUUCUAGCUCACGUAGAGGACAUUGAAGCAUUAUCUUCAUACGAAAAAUGCCUCAAAUUAAGCCGUAUAACCUCUUCUGAGGAGAAUGCUUUCAGUCCAGAAGGAUUGUGCUUCCAGAAAUGCAUGCUAGAGUCGGAAGGUAUACUAAGGGCAGAUGGGACGCUGAAUGAAGAAAUGUUCGAUGAAAUAAUCGAAGAAACGCCUCCAGAGCAAAUAAAACUUGUAGUAGAACUCAAGGAAUGCGUGAAAGACAUUGUAGUCAAGGAAUGCGAUGAUAUUGCGAAACUUAUGGAGUGUUUCAAUGAAUCACGAAAUAUAUAAUUAUAUA